AAAAAAAUCGUUAAAACUUCACAAAAUGUGUUGCUCCAGUCAAAGCAUACUUUCGCCACAAUGUGCAGCACAAAGUGUUGGCACAGCAAAUCAACUUUUUGCUUCGUUAGUACAAACGAUCUUAGCUGCCCACUGUUCAAUUUCGCCGCCUGAAAUGUGGCCGCCAGACUAUGGACCGAAGGCCAUAGAAAACGGUUUGGAUGACGAUUUUAGUUUUAUUGUAAUCGGUGCAGGUUCAGCAGGUUCGGUUCUUGCAAGUCGCUUGAGUGAAAAUCCAAAUUGGAAAGUUUUAUUAUUGGAAGCGGGAGGUGAUCCACCAAUUGAAUCUGAAAUUCCAGGAAUGUCAUUUUCACUUCAAAAAACCCGUGUCGAUUGGCAAUUCAAUGGAAUUUCAAAAACUGCAUGCAAAGCUAUGGUCGAUGGGUGUUACUGGCCACGCGGUAAGGUUUUAGGUGGAUCGUCAACUAUAAAUUCAAUGGAAUAUGUUCGUGGUAUCGCCAAGGAUUAUGAUUAUUGGGCGGAGCUUGGAAAUUUCGGAUGGGAUUUUGAAAGUGUUUUACCAUUUUUCAAGAAAUCAGAAAAUCAGCAACAAAAAACAUUCGUUGAAUAUGAAAAUGGUCGGUAUCACAGUAACAAAGGGCCGAUGAAGGUGGAUUUUCUUGGCCCAAUAGGCGAUAUUGAAAAAAUAUUCAUUGCAGCAGCCAAUGAAAGUGGAAUUCCAUUUGUAGAUGAUAUUAAUGCUGAUAAGCAUCAUGGAUUUAUAAGUAUGCAAGGAACAAUUGCAGACGCGCGAAGACAAAGUACGGCAAAAGCAUUCUUAAUGCCAGCAAAAAAUCGACGUAAUUUAAAAAUUAUCAAACAUGCUUUUGUCGAGAAAAUUCUUAUUGAUGAAAAUAAACGAGCUUAUGGUGUGCAAUUCGUAGUUGGUGAAAAUUGCAAAACGUGUGGAAAUUGUAAAAAUCGAAUGAUAGCUCGUGCACAAAAAGAAGUUAUUCUAUCAGCUGGCGCUGUGAUGAGUCCCAUUUUGUUGAUGUUAUCUGGUGUCGGACCGGCUAACGAGCUCGCAAACCGGAGCAUUCCGGUUAAAAGUGAUUUGAUUGGAGUUGGACAAAAUUUAUUCGAUCACAUUUAUGCUUUGUUGAUAUUUAAAUUUGAUGCAGUUCCUUCAUCACCAACAGAUUCACUUGAUUAUUUAUACCAAUUUUUGACAAAAAACGCAGGACCAUACGCUCUUCCCACACAAAUGGCUGCAUUUUUAAGCACUACAAACGACACAUCCACUCCCGACAUUGAGUUAUAUGUUUACUUUUUUCCACCGAAUUCACCAGAUUUUGCAAAUCUAAUCGAACUAAUGAAUUAUCAACCGGAAAUUAAACAGCAUUUGUAUGAAACAAACGCAAAAUUUAGUAUGGGUAUUGUUCUCCCCGUUCUAUUGCAUCCCAAGUCUAGUGGUUUUGUCAAAUUGAAUGGAACUUGUGCUCAUAAUAAACCGAAAAUCUUUCCCAAUUAUUUUAAACAUCAAGACGAUAUCGAUAGACUUGUUGUAUCGAUAAAACAACAAGUUGCAUUCACUUCGACAAAGGCAUAUCAAUCAUUUGGAGGCGAAUAUUUAAGGUUGCCGAUUCCAAAAUGUGAUCAAUUAACGUACGAAAGUGACGAAUAUUGGCGGUGUUAUAUUAGUUACAUGAGCAUGAGUGACUAUCAUGGUGUUGGCACAUGCAAAAUGGGACCGAUUACUGAUCGCUCCGCUGUUGUGGAUGCAAGGCUGAAUGUAUACAAUAUUUCGAGCUUGAGAGUUGUCGAUGCAUCAAUAUUUCCAUACACAGUUUCUGGUAACACAAAUGCCGCUAGCAUUAUGGUCGGCGAAAAGGGUGCAGAUAUGAUUAAAGAAGAUUAUUUGUUGUAAAUGUCCAUGAAAUGAGAAAAUAUAUUUUUUCGCUGAACUAAAA
This is a messenger RNA of Contarinia nasturtii (swede midge), 1949 nucleotides long. RefSeq names its product glucose dehydrogenase [FAD, quinone]-like. NCBI's taxonomy places the organism in Eukaryota, Metazoa, Arthropoda, Insecta, Diptera, Cecidomyiidae. The coding region runs from base 26 to 1906 and encodes 626 amino acids. The record is from RefSeq and is a predicted model, not a curated record. Gene Ontology annotation, molecular function: ecdysone oxidase activity; flavin adenine dinucleotide binding. The transcript is spliced from 3 exons.